Messenger RNA from Mus caroli (Ryukyu mouse), 2366 nucleotides. RefSeq names its product UDP-GlcNAc:betaGal beta-1,3-N-acetylglucosaminyltransferase 6 (gene B3gnt6). Gene Ontology annotation, biological process: protein O-linked glycosylation; poly-N-acetyllactosamine biosynthetic process. NCBI's taxonomy places the organism in Eukaryota, Metazoa, Chordata, Mammalia, Rodentia, Muridae. Gene Ontology annotation, cellular component: Golgi membrane. The record is from RefSeq and is a predicted model, not a curated record. Gene Ontology annotation, molecular function: galactosyltransferase activity; UDP-glycosyltransferase activity.
GGCCAAAUUCUCCUCUCUCAAACACACAAGAUGGCUUUGCCCAGCAGCCGCAGGUUCAAGAGUCCCAAGACACUGGCUUUCUUUCUAGUGGGUGUGACUUUCGUGGUGCUGAACCAGUGGUUCCUCCAGGAGCACAGGCAGGAGAAAGCCAACGGUCCUGUGGCUACUCGCCGGUCUUUGGCAGCUGUGGUGCAGCGUUCGCCGCUCUUCCAGGUGCCCCCCUGCGUGGCCAACGACUCCGUGAACCUCCUGACUGGCUUCCAGCUGCUGCCUGCUAGGAUCCAAGACUUCCUGCGCUACCGCCACUGCCGCCGCUUUCCGCAACUGUGGGACGCGCCGCACAAGUGCGCGGGCCCCCACGGCGUCUUCUUGCUGCUGGCCGUGAAGUCGUCGCCUGCGCACUACGAGCGGCGCGAGCUGAUUCGGCGCACGUGGGGCCAGGAGCGCAGCUAUAGUGGCCGGCAGGUGCGUCGCCUCUUCCUGGUGGGGACCUCCCCUCCCGAGGAGGCGGCUCGCGAGCCUCAGCUGGCCGAUCUGCUGAGCCUGGAGGCGCGCGAGUACGGCGAUGUGCUGCAGUGGGACUUCAGUGACACCUUCCUCAACCUCACACUCAAGCACCUGCACCUGCUGGACUGGACAGCGGAGCACUGCCCGGGCGUGAGCUUCCUGCUCAGCUGCGACGACGACGUCUUCGUGCACACGGCCAACGUACUGAGCUUCCUAGAGGUGCAGUCGCCCGAGCAGCAUCUCUUCACCGGGCAGCUCAUGGUUGGUUCUGUGCCCAUUCGCGAAAGCGGGAGCAAGUACUUCGUGCCCCCACAGAUCUUCCCGGGUGUAGCCUACCCUGUGUACUGCAGCGGCGGCGGCUUCCUUCUGUCCCGCCACACGGUCCGCAACCUGCGCAGCGCCGCACACCACGUCCCGCUCUUCCCCAUCGACGAUGCCUACAUGGGCAUGUGUCUACAGCAGGCCGGCCUGGCGCCCAGCAGCCACGAGGGCAUCCGGCCCUUCGGCGUGCAGCUGCCCAGUGUGCAGCGCUUAUCCUUGGAUCCCUGCAUAUACCGCGAGCUGCUGCUGGUGCACCGCUUCGCGCCUUAUGAGAUGCUGCUCAUGUGGAAGGCGCUGCACAACCCAGCGCUGCACUGUAGCCACAAACAGGUUGCAGGAUCUCCCAAGGCCGAAGGAGAACUGAACUCCGAUGCACACUGAUGUCCCCUUGAGGACGGAUCUGGAAACACAUGUUCCUGACCUCAACUUCAGGGAUUCUGGUUCUAUUAAUCAAGAGUGGCUUCAAACAUGCAGGUGGCGUUUUUCUUGUUUUAAGUCGACUCCAAGACCUCUGGGCUGGGACAAUCUAUCUGUCCAUCCUCACACAGCAGCCUUUCAGGGCAUCUGUCUUCUAUCUUCCAUUCUUCGUGGGCAGCAAGAGAGGCAUGGAGGCCAAGAUCAAUGUCAGCUUUCAAGUGCAGCGCUGUUCAGAGGUCAGUUUACACUCAGAACUAAAGGGGUGUCUGGCAGCCUCGUUUCUACCAUGCUCCAGGGCUCUUGUGGGGUCAGCAAAAAGCAAAGGACCUUAAGGGCAGCAGAGGGAAGACCUUCACAGCCAUUUUUCUGUAGCCCUGUGAAGUCCCAGUAGCUACAGCCUUGCCUCCCCAAUGCUUUAGGAAGUGCACGUCUGAGUGGACAGUGGCCAUCCGUGAGAACAUUAUAUUAGUUUCCUGUUGCUGCUAUAACAAAUCCUCAUUAACUCUCGAAGCCUAGGAACAAGCCCGCGUAUCCUGUAGUUCUCUGACAACACAGGUCUCACCACUAGGCUAAUGUCAAGAUGCUGGUAAAACUGCUUUCUUUCCUAGUAUUCUAUGGGGGAGAACCCCUCCCUCAUUCCCUAGCUUCUAGAAGGGGAGGUUUUUCAAAACCAGAAAUCGCUCCAUUUCCCUACAGCCAAAUUUCUCUCUGACUCUUCUUUCUCCUCCAUCCUCAACUCUCCUUCCCUGGAGCUAAAACCCGGGUCCACCUGACAGUCCAGACUUAGCUUCCCGUCUGUUUGUUGAGACAGACUCAGGUAGCCCAGGCUGCCCUGAAACUUUAUGUGUAGUCAAGCAUCAUCCUGAAUUCCAGAACCUCCUGCCUUCACCUCCCCAAGGGUAGACUGUAGAUUUGUCUCCAUGCCCAGCUAAUCUCUUCAUGUUGUAAAGCCAGAUCACUAGGUCUAUUAUUGAUCAUCAUGUCGUUCACAUGUAACCUAAUUUAGUCACAGGUUUCAGAGAUCAGGGUGUGGACAUCUUUGGAGGACCAUUGGUUCUGUCUUCCAUGAUGCCACACAUAAAUGUGUGAGAUAAACAAUAAUAAAUGAAGGAAAUGAACAC